Molecule: messenger RNA, 648 nt
Organism: Thelazia callipaeda (thelaziosis nematode)
Lineage: Eukaryota; Metazoa; Nematoda; Chromadorea; Rhabditida; Thelaziidae
Source: the annotation of a GenBank genome assembly
AUGUUUUUGCUUGAACACUUCACUAAACUGGAUGCAAAUAGUAGCAUUUUUUUCUUCUACAAUGAACUUUUUCAUUCUUGCUUUAUGGCGCACAGUUGCCAACGUUCGAUAUCACCUGGUAAGUUUUCUCUUAUUCAUUUUACUUUAUCAUCUCCUCUAAAUGUAAUUGAAAUUUUAGAAAGUAAAUGGAGGUCAACUCAAAAUGUAAUAAAUUUCGAAGUUAUCAUUAGUUUUUUGUAUAAAAACGUUGUAAUGGCAUUUUGUUUAUUUUCAGCUUACAUCAGAGUGGUUGCAGCACUGUUGAUUAUCGCAGCAGUUUUGACAGUUUUUGCAUUUGUGCUCAAUGUUAUCGGCUUACGACUGCAAGAUUUGCACUGCAAAUAUAUUUUCUAUAAAUUCGCCACUUAUCUUUCUCUACUGGGGGUGUUCCUAGAACUGGUCUCGUUAAUUGUUUUCCCUGUCUGCUUUUAUGUUGAAAUGAAGAAUUUCGGUUACCGAAAUUGGGAGUUUGACUGGUCAUAUGGUGUUGCUUGGGGUGCAACAUUGUUCACUUUUGGUGCAUCCUUAUUGCUGAUAUGUGAUAAGGAACAUGAAGAAGUGUACUUUAAAGAGAAAACAAUCUAUAAUCCUCCACCGGAAUUGAAGUAA